UAUUGUUAAUAUUAGUAUUAUUAUUUUUAUUAUGAUACAAAUAUUACAAUACGUAACCCCUGCAGUCGCAGACGACGCUUCAACAUGGCAGCAUGUCGGGUUCUCCUCGCGCUCUCUCCUGCUAGGUUUUCUACAAAUCUACAGGCUUCUUACGUACGGAGUGGAAGCCUCGCUAGCCUUAGCAGAGGCAGGAUUAUUCCUGCCUUUGUCCAGACUCGUAACUAUGCUGAAAAGGUGGUUUUCCAGCGAGACAAACCUCACUGCAACAUUGGCACUAUUGGUCAUGUUGACCAUGGAAAGACAACCCUGUCAGCUGCUAUCACUAAAGUCCUUGCAGGGAAGGAGAUGGCAAAAUUGAAACGAUAUGAUGAAAUUGACAACGCUCCACAGGAAAAAGCACGUGGAAUUACCAUAAAUAUUGCUCAUCUUGAAUACAAUACAGAAGAGAGACAUUAUAGUCACAUAGAUUGCCCAGGACAUGCCGACUUCAUCAAAAACAUGAUCGUCGGCAGUUCGCAGAUGGAUGGAGCAAUAUUAGUCGUUGCAGCCACAGAUGGAGUGAUGCCUCAGACUAAAGAACAUCUCAUUCUUGCCAAGCAAAUUGGCAUUGAACAUAUUGUUAUUUUUAUAAACAAGCUUGAUGCUGCUGAUGAGGAGAUGGUGGAGUUGGUGGAAAUGGAAGUUCGUGAACUGCUGACAGAAAUGGGGUAUGAUGGAGACAAAAUUCCUAUAGUGAAGGGAUCUGCUCUUGCAGUCUUGGAAGAAAGGAAUGAGGAAAUUGGUGUUAAGGCUAUUGAAGAGCUCAUGAAAGCAGUUGAUGAAUAUAUCCCAACUCCUGUGCGAGAUUUGGACAAGCCUUUCUUGCUACCUGUAGAGAGCGUCUACUCCAUUUCAGGACGCGGAACUGUCAUUACUGGUCGUCUGGAGCGUGGUGUUAUAAAGAAGGGUAUGGAAUGCGAGUUUCUUGGUUAUGGGAAGAAAUUAAAGAGUACCAUCACUGGUAUUGAGAUGUUCCACAAAACGCUGGAAGAAGGCCAAGCUGGAGAUCAAAUGGGCGCCCUUGUCCGUGGUCUUAAGAGGGACGAUGUAGUUAAAGGCAUGAUCAUGGCUAAACCUGGUACCGUCAAAGCUUACGAUCAUGUUGAGGCACAGGUGUAUGUACUGACGAAAGAUGAAGGAGGCAGGCAAAAACCUUUCACAUCAUUUCAUCAGAUGCAAGUCUACAGCAAAACUUGGCGUUGCUCUUCUCAGAUUAUUGUAGAGGAUAAAGAGAUGAUCAUGCCAGGAGAAGAUGCCAAGCUCAUUAUUCGUUUGAUGAAACCCAUGGUUUUGGAGCAAGGUCAGCGGUUUACUCUUCGUGAAGGAAAUGUCACAAUUGGCACUGGUGUUUUUACAAACAUCAAUAAGAACUUAACAGAAGAUGAAAGACAGCUAAUCUUGGAAGGCAAAAAAGGGCGAGAGAAGCAGCUUAAAGCCCAAAGUCGGUAAUUUGCAAAGACCACAAAUACUUUAAUAAUGUUUGAAUAGUUGACAUUGAUUUUGACAUUUUAAGAUUUUCUUAGCUUUGAAGGCUGGUAAGCUUUUCAAGACUUCAUCAGUGUAUUAAAUUUAAUAUUAAAAAUCUAAACCAUAGAACAAAUGCUGGAGUAUGGAUAUAUAUAACUGUAUAACCUUAAGUAAGGUAUAUUAAUGCAGUAAUCAAUAUGAUACAAAUGCUUGUGGUAUUCAGUACAUUUUAAUUUGUAUGAAAAAAUAUAAUGUUUAAACUUAAUGGUACAGCAACAUAACAAUGAGUUUCUUUCAGUAAAGACUGCAAUUUUAAACACACUUUACAAUGUGUAGAACACACUUCAGACUAUUAAAAUUGUAUGAAAUGCAUAGUAACUUCAUACAAUGAUUUUAAUUGCAGAUAAAAAAAAAAAAUUCUUCUAAAUUUUAUUUGAAUUUUGUUCAAAUAUGUAAGUUAUGUGAUUAAUAGGAUGGUAUGUAAAUCUUGUUGCAGUACUAAUAUUGCAGUUUUGUUGAUGUAUUGCCAUUGGAUCUGUUACCCAAUGUGUUACAAUGUAAUUUUGUAAAUAAAUUGUUUUUUCCACAAUA
Procambarus clarkii (red swamp crayfish) is the source of this 2097-nucleotide messenger RNA. RefSeq names its product mitochondrial translation elongation factor Tu 1 (gene mEFTu1). Lineage: Eukaryota; Metazoa; Arthropoda; Malacostraca; Decapoda; Cambaridae. Gene Ontology annotation, biological process: mitochondrial translational elongation. The record is from RefSeq and is a predicted model, not a curated record. Gene Ontology annotation, molecular function: GTP binding; translation elongation factor activity; GTPase activity. Gene Ontology annotation, cellular component: mitochondrion.